AUGAAGCUCUUCCCUUUGGCAUUGAUAUUCUUUAGUGGGGUAAGUUUGAGGCUUUUAGGUAUUAAUAUUUUGAUUUUUAUUAUUCUUUUAUAAUUAUUAUAAAAGCCAAUUAAAAUUUUUUAGAAAUUUGAUUUUAUUUCAUAUUAUUAGGUUGUUCAAAUAAUUCUGUGCCUCAAAGCAAAUUUUUUAAAUUUUUGAGUUAUGGGGCUCAGAAUUAUUUGCACAGCGUGAUAUUAGGCUGUUCAAAAACUCCUGUGCCCUAUUUCUCCAAAAAAUUGCUUUGAGAUGGGGCACAGAAUUAUUUAAACAACCUAAUUUAUUCAAAAGUGUGGAUUUUAAACUUUUUUAAAAUUUUUCAGGCAGUUGCUCAAAUAAUCAGAGAAAUUGAGCAUGGACCUGAUGGAAACCUCAUCAUCAAUUUGGGCGGGUUACCUGAAAAUCGGUUUGUUUAUCAACAGGAAAAUGCUUUCAGAGCGGUAUGUUGACACUGUAAAUUUUAGUGCCGGGCGGGUAUUUUUUGUUUUUUUUGGACGGGGGAGGCUAAAAAAUUAAAUCUUUUUUUUUGGAAAUUGACAGGGAGGACCAAUUAAAUUAUUCAAAAUUUUUUUUUGGAAAAAUUUUUUAUUUUUUACAAAGUGACAAUUGGUUAAUUUUGCUACGUAUACGGUAGAGGGGUAAAGGUCAAAAAAAUUUUCAGUAAAAAUAUUUUUCAAAAUUAAUUUUUAGCGUGCCCGAGGAGUCUUAAACCAAGAAAACCGACUUCAAAUCAACGUAGACACAAACAAAAACCCUCAACCAUCUCCAGAAGACUAUGACUACGAUCUGUUCGGCCAAAUCACGGAAAUCAACUCAAAAGACGGGAACAAACAGAACAAGAAAGCCAAGUCUAACAGAGAUGGUGUGUUAGGCCUGUUGAUGCCAAGAGACGACCAGCCUCAAAACAAUCGACCAGUCGCCAAACCGUAUAUUGAUGUUGAUGUGCCUGAUUAUGGAAUGAACCAUGAAGCUUUCAUGGGACCUAGAGACAGUUUUUUGAAUGAAUUUGCAUCGGCUACGGUGAGACAUGGUGGAUGUAACUUCAAGGAUCAGCCGAAGAGUAAUGGUGCUAAGAAUGUGGCUCGCAGUGGUGGUAGGACUGUGGUAGGUUUGGGUCGUAUUUUUGUUACAAUGGCUCAUUAUUUUUUGAACAGUUUUGUAAGUGUAAAAUACGCUUUUUUGCUCUGCAGUACAUAUAAAAAGUAUAAUUUACUUUUUAGAGACAAAACUUCCUCAAUUCCGUGGUAUCUCCAGCCAGUUUAAGUGCAACAUACGAAAGGAAUGGGCAACUUGUAGCCCGAAAUGAUGACCUGCCACUUCCUGAAUGCUACAGAACUCAACAAGGCAUGCUAUGUUGUAAUAGAAUCUUGGAAGAGCUGAUCUACAGAGCCAGUGACAUUAUGAUCAACAAGAACCAAAACAAGUGCAACAUUGACAUCUACAGCGAGACUUUGAAGGUACGGAGUUUUGAGCGGGCUGUUUAUUUAUUAAAUUUUUUGAAUUUAAAUUUUUGAAUUUUUUAUUUUUUCAAAAUUUUUAUGUUGAAAAAAGUUUAAAAUUUAAUUUUUUUUUUGAAUUUCAGAAUUUGGCCGAGCAAGAGUUCCAAACAAGUUUCGAAGUGAUUUCGGCUAAUGGUGACUUUGCUGCCAAGGCCAACUUCAGAGAUAACUUAUUAUGCAAAUCUUUGGUCAAUUCCAAGUUUGUUCUUAUCUAUGCCACACCUGAAUCAUACGAUAUUCGGCCUGAAAACGUCAAACUGCCUUUGAGACAGUAG
Bursaphelenchus okinawaensis is the source of this 1810-nucleotide messenger RNA. The record is from the annotation of a GenBank genome assembly. NCBI's taxonomy places the organism in Eukaryota, Metazoa, Nematoda, Chromadorea, Rhabditida, Aphelenchoididae.